Gadus macrocephalus (Pacific cod) is the source of this 1428-nucleotide messenger RNA. RefSeq names its product gap junction beta-2 protein-like. Gene Ontology annotation, biological process: cell communication. The coding region runs from base 308 to 1009 and encodes 233 amino acids. NCBI's taxonomy places the organism in Eukaryota, Metazoa, Chordata, Actinopteri, Gadiformes, Gadidae. Gene Ontology annotation, cellular component: connexin complex. The record is from RefSeq and is a predicted model, not a curated record. The transcript has 6 exons.
GCGCCCGCACAGAGCCCCGCCCCCACGUGGUGGAGUCCUCAGGUGGCUCAAGCGAGUGAAAGCAGGAGCGACGAGACGGACCCGUGAAGACGCAGCAGCGGACCACAUCUCACCUGACCUCUGCUACAAAAACCUGUCUUCUGAUAUAAAACCAGCUUAUGGUCCGUUACUUCAUCGCUAUAGUUUUCAAAAUGUGAUAUCUGCGUUACCGCGUCUUACAUCUAUAGACGACCGCGUGUUUUGUUUUGCCUACAAAGAAGAUAACCCCACAGGUUGUAGCGUUGACGUCUUAAAACUCAGCAGCAGCAUGCCGUCGUGGGGGGCCCUGCUGGCCCAGCUAAGUGGGGUCAACCGCUACUCCACAAGCUUGGGGAAGGUGUGGCUGUCGGUGCUCUUCAUCUUCAGGGUGAUGGUGCUGAUCGUGGCGGCCGAGAGCGUGUGGGGAGACGAGCAGACAGACUUCACCUGUAACACCCUUCAGCCGGGCUGUGAGAACGUCUGCUACGACCACUUCUUCCCAGUCUCCCACAUCAGACUCUGGUGUCUCCAGCUGGUCUUCGUCUCCACGCCCACCCUCCUCGUCGCCAUGCACGUGGCCUACCGUAACCACGGCGACAAAAAGAGACUCCUACAGGCGUCUGUGCGGGCUGGUCUCUUUGGCACCCGUGGCUCCGAGGCCGAGGAGGCAGAGCUAGAGAACCUGAAGAGGCGGAGACUCCAGCUGACUGGUGCCCUCUGGUGGACGUACGCCUGCAGCCUGGUGGUCCGGCUGCUGUUUGAAGCGGGCUUCAUGUACGUCCUGUACGCGCUCUACCGCGGCUUCCAGAUGCCGCGGCUGGUGCAGUGCGUGGAGUGGCCCUGCCCCAACGUGGUGGACUGCUUCGUGUCGCGGCCCACCGAGAAGACGGUGUUCACCGUGUUCAUGGCGUCCGCCUCCAGCGUCUGCAUGCUCCUCAACGUGGCCGAGCUGGCCUACCUGGUCGUCAAGGCCGUCACUAGGAAGUCUUGAGAGAGACGCUUCCUGACUCCGCCUACUCCUCUCAGGGGCCCUCGCUAUAUAAAAGGGCCCCUUGGAACGAGUAGGGCCCCCAUUGCUGAGCUCCACUUCGGGGGAAGGAUGGAGUUGGACUUCAUUGAUGAAUUGAUUGAUUGAUUGAUUGAUUGAUUGAUUGAUUGGUUGUCCUCUUACUUUGCUUGAGCCACUGAUCCUCUCCCUGCAUAUCAUAGUGGUCAGCGGCCUUUAAAAAUGUAGCUCUAAUAUCAGGCUAGAUACAAUGUUUGUACAGACUCAUGUUCCGUAGUCUCUGUGAUGUGUCCUCCAUCUGGAUUUUAAAGCUCUUGUUUUACUGUUGUUUUUUUCUAAUCAAAUCUCAGCUAAUCAAAUGUGACACUUUCCACUGUAAAAAAUACACUUCUGUUUGGUUUUUA